UCAUCCAGUCUAUAGACAAAGUAAAAAGUAAAUAUAGUGAAACAUGUCUAAGUUAACAAGAUUUAUAACGCAAAAUGUCAGAGUUGCUAAUUUAUUGGGAAGUCGUCAAUUGCUGUCUCGCUCUUAUGCCAAUGCUCCGGCUGUAAGUGAGGAGGAACUUCCAACAGCAACAAACAGCGAUGAACCCGUGGAUAUGCCGAAUCCCUUUGAAAAGGAUCCCCAGCAAUGCAUUUUAUGCAAACACGAUAUUUCACCACACUAUAAAAAUGUAAAACUGCUGUCUCAGUUCCAAUCGCCUUACACAGGCCGCAUUUACGGUCGCCAUAUAACCGGGUUAUGCAAGCAGAAGCAAGAGGAUGUGGAAAAGGCCAUAAUGCGAGCGCAGCGCUGUCUCCUUAUGCCUGGCUACCACAAAGAUUUAGACUUCCUACAUGAUCCUAAGCUCUUUGAUCCUGAGAGACCAGUGCGCCCACACAAAUAUUAAUAGAGGAAGCACGUUUUUGUUUUUUUGCUUAAAAUAAAUGUUUUACUAAAAGUUUAUAUUUUUACAUUUCUCAAGAGUCAUCUUCCAAGUAUUUCAUCAUGUCCGAAGGUACGCGCAGCUGCUUUAGAAGCUCCCUUUUACAAACACGUGGUCUCACCAACGCUUGAAUAUCGUCUAUCACCUUAGCAAACCCAACCUUCCAAAUUUCAAUCUUGGCCUCGAGGUCAGCUAUUUCACGCAGUCUCCAUUUCUCUUCUGGAUCUAUCCAACGUUUCUUUUGCUUUGGAGGUUUGGGAGACUCGGUUGAGCCUUCUGUUUCGUUAAGAGCUGUGAAUUCCAAUUUCUUUUUGGUUAAAUCCUUUUUUAUGCGUGACAAGCCAGGACGACGGCAAUUUGUUGAGC
Molecule: messenger RNA, 886 nt
Organism: Drosophila busckii
Lineage: Eukaryota; Metazoa; Arthropoda; Insecta; Diptera; Drosophilidae
Gene: mRpS18C
Product: 28S ribosomal protein S18c, mitochondrial
Exons: 2
Coding region: 44-484 (146 amino acids)
Biological process (GO): mitochondrial translation
Cellular component (GO): ribosome; mitochondrial small ribosomal subunit
Molecular function (GO): structural constituent of ribosome; small ribosomal subunit rRNA binding
Source: RefSeq, a predicted model, not a curated record